CGUUGCUGUCCUGUUAUUUAUUCAGAGACAUGCUUCUGAGAGUUAUUGUGCUGGCUCUUUCGGUAUGGAGUGAAGAUCCUGUUUGCAAACUAUGGGGAAAACCUGAUAUUCCUCUUCUUUCAAAGUCUGGUGACUUCAUGUUGGGUGGAAUUUUUACACUUCAUAAUAACAUUAUAGCAUCCAAACCCACACUUAAGUCUACACCUGAACCAUUAUUCUGUACAGGUUUAAAUUAUAAAGAAUAUCAGUUUGCUGAAACCAUGAUCUUUGCGAUUGAACAAAUAAACAACAGAACAGAUAUUUUGCCUAAUGUGUCGCUGGGAUAUAAGAUAUAUGAUACUUGUGAUACAGUUCCUUUGGCAAUCAAAGCUGCAAUGGCACUAAUGAGUGGAGCAGGAGAAGCACAACCAUCAACCCUGCCAUGUUCUCAACAGUCUAGCAUUCAUGCAAUCAUAGGACAUUCUGCAUCUUCUCCAACUAUUGGUAUCGCUACACUUGUUGGUCAAUUUAACAUACCAGUGAUCAGUCAUUUCGCUACUUGUGCUUGUCUCAGCAACAGGAAAGAGUUUCCCACUUUUUUCAGAACAAUACCAAGUGAUUAUUAUCAAAGCAGGGCACUGGCACAACUUGUCAAGCAUUUUGGAUGGACCUGGGUGGGAACAAUAAGAAGUGACAAUGACUACGGCAAUUCUGGCAUGGCUACCUUUAUAAAAGCAGCUGAACAGGAAGGUAUCUGCAUUGAAUAUUCAGAGGUUAUUUACAGAACCAAUUCAAGAGAGAAAUUUCUUAAAACAGUCGAAGUAAUUAAAAUGGCUUCUUCCAAGACUAUUGUAGCCUUUGCAAUUUUUAUAGACAUGGAAUUUUUAAUUAAGGAAUUGCUGCUUCAAAAUAUUACAGGGUUACAGUGGGUAGGCAGUGAGUCCUGGGUUUCCGCCAAAAAUGUGGCAACUAAGGAAAACUACAGAAUUUAUAAAGGAGCGAUUGGUUUUUCAAUUGCUAAUGCAGAAAUACCAGGGCUGAAAGAAUUUUUACUUUCAGUUCGUCCAUCUAGCACUUCAGGCAAUACAGGUUUGAUUAAACUUUGGGAAGAUAUGUUUGAUUGCAGUUUCAACACUUCACAUUCUAAAACCUGUACAGGAUCGGAGAAUCUACACCUAAUAAAUAAUCUGUACACUGAUGCUUCUGAACUAAGAAUUACAUAUAAUGUGUACAAAGCUGUAUAUACUGUAGCACAUGCGCUCCAUGACCUUCUUGCUUGCCAGGAUAGUCAAGGACCCUGCAUGGCAAACCAAAAAGAUACACUGCCAGUGCAGGCAUUGCAGUACCUAAAAAUAGUUAAUUUCAGUGUAAACAAUGGUGAUUAUGUGAAUUUUGACAUUAACGGAGACCCUCCUGCAAGAUAUGAUUUGGUGAAUUGGCAGCUUAAUGUAAAUGGAAUCAUAGAAUUUGUGACUAUUGGGUUUUAUGAUGCAUCUUUACCAGAAGGAAAACAGUUUAUAAUGAACAACAACAGCAUUGUGUGGGCUAACAAUGAUACCAAGAUUCCAAAAUCAGUAUGCAGUGAAAGCUGUCGUCCUGGUACACGGAAGGCUACAAAAAAAGGAAAACCAGUCUGUUGUUUUGAUUGCCUACCAUGUGCAGAAGGAGAAAUUAGCAAUAGCACAGAUGCAGUUUACUGCACAAAGUGUCCUUUGGAAUACCGGGCCAAUAAGGAGAAAGACCAGUGCAUUUUGAAGGACAUUGAAUUUUUGUCUUAUGAUGAAAUAAUGGGAAGGAUAUUAAUUAUAUUUGCUUUGUUAGGGGCUUUGUUAAGUUCCACGGUUACUGCUGUGUUUUUCAAGUUCAGAGAUACUCCAAUUGUGAAAGCUAAUAAUUCAGAACUAAGUUUUCUUCUUCUUUUUUCAUUGACUCUGUGUUUUCUGUGCUCACUUACAUUUAUUGGAGAGCCCACUCAGUGGUCCUGCAUGUUACGACAAACAGCUUUUGGGAUCACAUUUGUCCUUUGCAUCUCAUGUGUUCUGGGGAAAACAAUAGUUGUGCUUAUGGCUUUUAGAGCAACAAUGCCUGGUAGUAAUGUAAUGAAAUGCUUUGGACCAACUCAACAGCGGUUAAGCGUUUUAAGUUUUACACUUUUACAGACCUUGACAUGUAUCAUUUGGUUAGUAAAACAUCCUCCUUUCCCUUCCAAAAACAUAAGCUCUAAUAAAGAAGUAAUCAUUUUAGAAUGUGAAAUGGGAUCCACAGUAGCUUUUUAUAUUGUGUUAGGAUAUAUUGGCCUGUUAUCAGUCAUGUGUUUUGUUUUAGCUUUUCUUGCUCGGAAAUUACCAGAUAACUUUAAUGAGGCAAAAUUCAUCACAUUCAGCAUGUUGGUAUUCUGUAGUGUUUGGAUCACAUUUAUUCCAUCUUAUAUCAGCUCUCCUGGAAAGUAUACAGUAGCUGUAGAGGUAUUUGCUAUUCUGGCAUCAAGUUUUGGUUUACUUCUUUGUAUUUUUAUUCCAAAAUGUUAUAUCAUACUACUAAAACCAGAUAAAAAUUCAAAAAAACACCUAAUGGGUAAAAUGUAGUCAAAAUCGUUUGGAGAUCAACAUUUGAAAAUGCAGUCACAUCAAAUCCAUAAUACAGUACACAUUGAUACUUUUUUAAAGCAUUGCUUGUACAACAAGCCAAAUUAAAAUUUAGAAGUAUCAUGAACUGUAUGCUAAGGUAAUCCAAAGAUUGUUAAAAAUGAAUCAUGUGUAUAAUUCAACAUGUCUGUUUUAGAAUAUUUAAAAUGUUGUGCUUGGCUGCAGUCCCCACAGCCUUUAUCUAAUUUAGCUGGGUUUAUUAGUAAAAGGAAGGAUGAAUGAAAUGGAUUAUGAAACAUAAGAAAGAACUGUUAUCAGAUCCCAAAAUAAUUUAUUCUUAAUGUUUAUGUAUCAGAAAUGCAUUCUGGCAUAUUUUAAAGUAACUUCCUGUUCAUUUCCAUACAUUUCAGUUUGACACCAUAUGACAAUUUAUAUUUGAUUGUGAUUUUCAGACUGUAUGUUAUGUCAACAAAUUAAGAAAGUUUAUUAAGGAAGUUUUCAGUAUAAAGCAAAAUUGUAUUAAGAUAUUCUGAAUAUAUUUGAGAUAUUUUGCAACAUUGCUUAAUUUGAAGGGUGAUUUUAUAUUUCUCUUAUUUAUUUACAUAUAUAACUUCAUUAACUGAUAUCUGUAAAUGAUGAUGUUUGCUAGUGUGGUAUAAACAUGGAGACAUAUGCCAAAUAAGUAACCUGUAUAGAUAAAAUAAUAGAUUUUUCUUCUUGAAAGACAUGUCUCUCCCACAGCAACACAGUUCAUACAUGUUU
Messenger RNA from Erpetoichthys calabaricus (reedfish), 3326 nucleotides. Its product is annotated as extracellular calcium-sensing receptor-like. Gene Ontology annotation, biological process: G protein-coupled receptor signaling pathway. The transcript is spliced from 6 exons. Gene Ontology annotation, molecular function: G protein-coupled receptor activity. Gene Ontology annotation, cellular component: membrane. Bases 30 to 2564 code for a protein of 844 amino acids. NCBI's taxonomy places the organism in Eukaryota, Metazoa, Chordata, Cladistia, Polypteriformes, Polypteridae. The record is from RefSeq and is a predicted model, not a curated record.